This is a messenger RNA of Scophthalmus maximus (turbot), 2553 nucleotides long. RefSeq names its product solute carrier family 30 member 4 (gene slc30a4). Bases 159 to 1499 code for a protein of 446 amino acids. Gene Ontology annotation, molecular function: zinc ion transmembrane transporter activity. Gene Ontology annotation, biological process: zinc ion transmembrane transport; response to zinc ion. The transcript has 7 exons. Gene Ontology annotation, cellular component: plasma membrane. The record is from RefSeq and is a predicted model, not a curated record. NCBI's taxonomy places the organism in Eukaryota, Metazoa, Chordata, Actinopteri, Pleuronectiformes, Scophthalmidae.
UCCAGACAGACAGACAGACAGACAGACAGACAGACAGUGAUCCAGACAGACAGACAGACAGACAGACAGAGAGACAGACAGACAGACAGACAGACAGACAGACAGAGAGAGAGAGAGAGAGAUCAGCUGGUUCUUACCUCCCCUCGUGAUCAUUGAAGAUGUCCGCUGGGAACCUCUUCAGCAAGGUGCGCUCCGCCUUCAGGAGGGAGCGCAGCGACUUGGACCUGAGCGACUCGGCGCCCUUCGACAUGUCCGACGAGCUGGCGGAGGACGAGGCGCCCAGGUUCAACAAGCUGAUGGUGGUGGUGUCCGGCGAGAUGUCGGACUACUCCGCCGGAGCUCCGUCCAACGGGGUGCCGGUGAACACGCUGCUGGUGGCGGCGGACGACGACGACGACGACUCGCUGCUCGACUCCUCCUCGAGCCUGGGCAGUCCGAUCAACAUGGACCCCUGCGACAACUGCGCCAAGAAGAGGGAGAGGAUCAAGCACCGGAGGGUGAUGAGGAGGCUCGUCAUCGCAGCCGUGCUGUAUUUCCUGUUCAUGACAGGGGAAAUCAUAGGUGGUUAUCUGUCAAACAGCUUAGCCAUUAUGACUGACGCCGUGCACAUGCUAACAGAUGUGGUGGGCAUUCUGUUCUCCCUGCUGGCCCUAUGGCUGUCCACCAAGCCGCCCACCAAGAGAUUCACCUUCGGACUGCAUCGCCUUGAGGUGCUGUCGGCAGUCCUCAGUGUGCUGCUCAUCUACAUCCUGACGGCCGCACUCCUCUAUGAGGCGGUUCAGAGGACGUUUCACCAGGACUUCGACAUAGAUGGAGAUGUCAUGCUCAUCACUGCCGCUGUUGGAGUGGCGGUCAACCUGGUAAUGGGUUUCUUAUUAAACCAAGAUGGCCACCUCCACGGCCACUCUCACGGCCACGGCCACUCUCACGGCCACGGCCACUCUCACGGCUCGACAGCUGCGUCAGGUUCACAGUCGGCGGGGUCGGGUGAGCAGCAGAGGUCGCACGGCAGCCUGGCUGUCAGAGCAGCCUUCAUCCACGCUUUGGGAGACCUCCUCCAGAGUGUCGGGGUGCUCAUUGCUGCCUACAUUGUCCGUUUCAAGCCAGAGUUAAAGUUGGCGGACCCCAUCUGCACCUACAUUUUCUCCGUUCUGGUUCUUUUCACCACUGUCCGCAUCAUGCGAGACACAGUCGUCAUCAUGCUGGAGGGUGUUCCCAGGCACCUGGACACUGAGCGAAUCAAAGAGGACCUCCUGAAGCUGGAGGAUGUCCAAUCAGUUGAUGAGCUGAAUGUGUGGGCGCUGACCAGUGACAAGGCUGCAGCAGUAGUGCAUCUCCAGCUCACGCCCUCUAGUGCGGACAGCUGGGAGGAAGUCCAGGCGAAGGCCCGCCACCUCUUGGUUCACACCUACGGUCUCACCAGGUGCACAGUGCAGGUGCAGACUUACAGGCAGAGGCUGGUGCACAGUUGUACUCACUGCCAACAGUCCAGCACUUAGAGAAAGACACACGCUCACAUUGACUUCCACAGUGUAUUUUCUGGAGCUGGACGGCAGAGAAUACAGUAAACGUCGGCCCUGGAUGGAUGUCGCGAGGCUGUCACAGCUCAGUGCCAUAGCAGGAGCCACAUUGUUGUAAGUGUGGAAAAAGACUGGUGCCAAAACACAAACGCACAUUUCUAAUAAAAAGGAUCGCCACAGCCUCCAGGGACCUUAUGCUCUCUUCUGAAGUGUAGGUUGAAUGCUGAAUGAAAAAUAACUUGCUCUUAAUUCACCAUUAAAGCCUAUUCCACAACUGAUGUUAUAUCAUCAGAUGUAAAAUUAAGUUUUGGUUAAUAGGUCUGAGGACUGUAUAUUAAGAUUGUAUUCCUUGACUUUUGGGCAUCAGCGAAUGAAAAGGUUCCUCCUGUCACUUGAUAAUAACUGUGGUCACAGUUCAUAUAUGCUGUGCUCCUCACCUCUGGCACAAGUGAGGCAAAAAAACAAAACAACCCCUUUAUUAUAUUCUCUGUUUGAGACUUAACAGUUCAUCUAAUGCACUUAAUCAUUAAUAUUCGUCAGCCAAAGUCUGUUGUAUGGCAGAUUUUUUUUGUUUAAAAGACAACAACCUUAGAUAUUCUUAACGUAGUCUCUAUUGACUUAACUGACCAACAAUUAAAAUCACUCAUCCCUUUUGACACAUUUAUUUUUAUGCUAGUUAGUCUCUUGAUUCAUUGUGCUGAGCAGCCAACUGACAAUCAGUGUUACUGACUAAAGACUUCAGAUUUCAACGGACCUCUUGUGGUUUCUUACACUCUAUACACAGCUUUUUCUCAUAUCAUUAACUGACAGUGUAAUAACGCAGACAGGUUAGGGAAAUCUUCAGUAUUUCAUAGUUGCAUCGGGAAGAGGGUGUGAGCUGAAAUUUGCCAACAAAGGUGUUAAUAGUGUUUUAAGUGUUGAGAGGCUGUGGGGGGGAGUUUAUGCAAACGUUUUCCAUGUUCCUGAUAUUGUUCUUCAAGGGGAAUCAGGAACUGGAUGACUGUUUUUGUUUGUAAUAAAGUAUUUAAUCGUU